Molecule: messenger RNA, 1251 nt
Organism: Daldinia decipiens
Lineage: Eukaryota; Fungi; Ascomycota; Sordariomycetes; Xylariales; Hypoxylaceae
Product: putative iron reductase domain protein
Exons: 2
Coding region: 321-971 (216 amino acids)
Source: RefSeq, a predicted model, not a curated record
CCGGGGUGCAUUUACAUAUCAUUGCGUAGACACACCAAUCAGCAAUCGGGUAAUUUACUCCUUUCUAUUACCAAAAACUUGGUUCGCUCCUCUUCACGUUCCACUAUAUCGUAAAAAUGACAACUGCCGAUAUCUAUAGUAGAUAGGCGAGGAAGGGCGCCUGUGGUGGUUAAUGAGAGCGGAUGGAGUACCAGAAAGGGUCAGUGCUAUGACAAAGUCAAGAUAUAUAAGGCACUUACUCGCUUAUUGAGUAGCCUGUGGUGCCUCGAGUACACUCAUAAGUUAGCCAGAAGUCUAAAUUGUCAAGUAAGAAACACACGAUGGGCUUUAUUUCUCGAUUUGCUACAGCCGUGACCCUCCUCGUAGGCCAUGGCCUUGCAGCUCCGGUCUCAGCUAGCGUCAAGUACUGCGAUGAGCCCACUGGUGUCUGCUAUUCCGAAAUAUCGAUCGGAGUAGCUCCUAUCGUCUGGCGUAUUGCUAUCCCAGAAGUGACAGAGGGCCCUUUCGAUAUCCUUCUCCAAAUUGUUGCGCCAAAGUCAGUCGGAUGGGCGGGUAUCGCCUGGGGAGGCGGCAUGCUGUAUAACCCCAUCUCUCUAGGCUGGGCGAAUGGAAACAGCACCGUUCCAGCCGCACGAUUCGCGGCGGCCCAUGUCCAACCGGAGAUAUACGAGUCGGCAAAUCACACUACACUUCAGGGGUCGACGACGAAUGCAACUCACUGGACCCUAACUACUCUCUGCCAGGGAUGUAGUACGUGGAUUCAUAACGGAGGUGCGAAAGAGACUUUAGAUCCAGGCGCGACGGCUGCAAGCUUCGCGUUCGCCGCGUCCGCAACACCUCCGAUCGACCCUACUGAUCCGGCAUCCCCUAUUGGCAUCCACUCCGAGCACGGAAUUUUCACGUUGGACUUGGCGGCUGCUAAAUCGGCGCAAUUCAACUCUUGGGUUGAGAAAUUGGGGGUAAAGCGUUAACUUGGGUUGCUUGGAGUUGAAGCAUUUCGGCUUGUACGAUUGAAAUACAGAUUGUAUAUCGAUGGAUAUGGUAGAUGUGGGUUGAGAUAAAAUCGAGGCAGCUUGCAUGUAUAUAUUUCCGCAGAGGCGAAAUGCUACGGACAAGAGUAUCAUUCUAAAUAGCGUUUCUGCUUCAAUGAACGGUGGUAAUACGAAUUGACUGACAUGUGCAAAGAGGUCGUCUAUAAUAGCAGGUAGUUCUUCUAGGUAAUCAUAACUACGGCCUUUCUGGAUACCGAGA